CGAGCAUUUCACUCUUCCACAUUUCUGCUCUUCCAUUCGGAAAGGCUAGUAACUGGUGUAAGGUACUUUGCUGCUCCACGAAAAACCAUAGUGAUUUCAAUUCACUAAAAAAGGCGCCAGACACCACCAUCAAUCAUGUUCUCUUUUUUCGGCGACGAGUCCAAGUUACCAGCUUCGACCGUCAUGGUCAGCCGCAUGACCGUCAAAAAGCAAGCUGUUGCCCGGCAGCAGUCUUCAGGACCUAUGGCAGGGCCCUCGAAACCAUCGAAUGUAACUCCCAAGCACUCGCAUGGUUCUCUUAAAGGGACACCGAGGUCAGCGUCAGAAAAAGGGACACCGAAGCAAGGACCAAGCUCUUCCUCAAAAAGUACUUCAAAAGUCAAGCAAGAGGAGCGUAUCAGGCUGUCGACUAUACCUCGUACUCCUGCAUCCUCAUCUAGUCCUGGAAGACUGAAGAGAAAAACGCCGAAAGUCCAAGUAGUCGAGUCUGAGUCCUCAAGUGGAUCAGAAUCAAGCGAUGGUGCCCUUGAUUCCAAACCCAAACGACCAAAAGUUACCCGAAAAGAGACAGGAAUUGACAUGACGCCUCUGCCUGGAGAAGAAGUUGUGGGCCGAAGGGUAUUUUGUUGGGAUAAGGUGGAUAUGCGAGGUGAAUGGGGAAGGGGCUGGGCGGGUUUUGUGGGGUGCGAUGAAGUUGUUAGAGGAAAUGUGCAAGGAUGGGCGAACGGAGGAGGUGGAGAUGGGAGCAAGAAUUUGGGGAAGUACAGAGCUUUCUUUCCCCAAGAAGGCUUUGAUAGGGAUGGGGACUUUCUACCAUCAGUGGAAGUACUUUACCCCGCGAAAGGAUGCCGAGAAAAAUUUGUCCUUAUGGUGCCCUCAUCGGACAGGGAGUUUAAUCCCAUAGGCGAGCUUCGUAAUACUUUAAGAUUAAUACUUGAACAUUACAUACCUCCAUCCCACCGUCAUAUAUUCGGGACUCUGGCGGAGUCAUUGGACAUUUCCAAUCCACUCUCGUCUUUGCCAUCACGUAUGACAACCCCUCUUCCUAACUCACUCGUGACACCACCACCCGAUCCUGCCUCCCCUUCCCCGGCCUUUGCCUUCGAAAUUUCCGCCACUUCUACCCCUGCGCCAUCCACCGAAAGACAAGAAACAAUCGCAGACCUGAUAAGGAAAUCUCUUGCCCCUAAUCGUCGAGAUGGUCCCUUAUUCGUGACCGCCAUCGAACGGUACAAUUCGGCUAUGCAGGCUAUACAAGAGGAUGGGACGUUGCAACAAUGGUUAGAUGAGGGUAUGAAUGGUGGGAAAGGAAUCAAAGUCAGAGAAUGGGCUGCAUUAGUUGACUUCGUGCAUGAUCAAGCCUAUUCCAGGGUUGUAGGUGGAUAUAGUCAUGAGUUGGAGCAUCAUCCCAAGCAUCCCGAAGAGGUGUCAAAGGCCAUCAGCGGGAAGGAAGAUGCUUAUGGAGAAUUGAGGCACGCGUUUAUGAGCAAGAUCAUAGAACAAACAAAGCUAGGGCCUGACUCUGUAUUCGUCGAUCUUGGUAGUGGUGUUGGCAACUGCGUACUUCAAGCAUCUCUUCAAGCAGGUUCCAGAAGCUAUGGUUUCGAACUUCUACCCGUUCCGGCUCACUGUGCUCGUCUACAAGUGCGGGAGGUACAGAGGAGAUGGGCUAUGUGGGCAUUGAAAGGAAAUCUGGAUGUGGAAGUGCACGAGGGAGACUUUAGGGUUCACAAGGAGGUUGGCCGAAGACUAAGGGAAGCCGAUGUUGUGCUGGUCAACAACGAAGUGUUUCCGUCAUCAUUGAAUAUGGACCUUGCGGAUAUGUUCCUCGAUUUAAAGGAGGGUGCAAAGAUUGUCAGUCUCAAGCCCUUUGUGCCAGAAGGUUUCAGAAUGAAUGAAAGUAACUGCGACUCUUUCGCCGCUAUCCUCCGCUCUACCCAGCACGACUACUACCGAGACUGGGUGUCAUGGAAAGGCGAGUGGGGCAACUAUUAUGUGGCUGUCAUUGAUCGAUCGAGGAGGAUCAAGUUCGAAGAAAGUAUGAAGGGAAGGGCGUCUAGAAGACGCUGAUCGAGCUUGUGAGAUAUCUGCUGUUGGAUGUAUGUAGUUGUACUGUCUUAGACCAAGCCUCGAGCUAUAGCACCUCGAGCUAUAGUAUGUAUG
Molecule: messenger RNA, 2163 nt
Organism: Cryptococcus deneoformans JEC21
Lineage: Eukaryota; Fungi; Basidiomycota; Tremellomycetes; Tremellales; Cryptococcaceae
Product: protein-lysine N-methyltransferase, putative
Exons: 7
Coding region: 136-2070 (644 amino acids)
Biological process (GO): regulation of transcription regulatory region DNA binding; DNA damage checkpoint signaling; DNA repair
Cellular component (GO): nucleosome; nucleus
Molecular function (GO): histone binding; histone H3K79 methyltransferase activity
Source: RefSeq, a predicted model, not a curated record